Messenger RNA from Soboliphyme baturini, 4089 nucleotides. The record is from the annotation of a GenBank genome assembly. NCBI's taxonomy places the organism in Eukaryota, Metazoa, Nematoda, Enoplea, Dioctophymatida, Soboliphymatidae.
AUGGAUAGGUUGGAUUGGUGUGAAGAGGUGGAUCGUCAGGAGGAGUUGAACCUUCAGCGACAGAAGCAGAAGGAGCAGGAAGAAUCGAAAGCACAGAACGAGCGCGUGACGAAGAAUAUGGCGGCGGCUAAGCCGACACUCGACGCGCCCUCAAAGGAACGGCAGGACAUAGCUUUAGUCAAACGAGGCGGUCUCAUCCAAUUGCCGUUGUCGAUUCAGCAAGAAACCCGUGAGUCGAGAGGCUUGAGACGUGAUGGAAGGAAGGAACCGACUGCACGUAGAGGCCGUCGGAGCCGAAACAGCGAGAGCAGCUAUCGUCGCAUGCCAGGCAGAGGCGGCAAUGGCAUGGACAGGGUUGACAUGCGGAGACCCAGCACCCCGGAUUACACCAGUUAUCUUCCAUCUAAGCCGAGCGUAAGUCCAUACGGAAAACUGAUGGACAACUGCAACGUUCGCUAUUCAUACUACUCAAAUCCGGACAUAUGCUCGGAAAAUUUUGUAAACGACAUUCCUCGAAAUCUGGCUCCAACCAUCUUUACAGAGAUCACUGAGAUAGAGGCACAGAUGGGAAUUAAUGGACCGUGCGGCAGUUUUGAUGAGAGGACUAUCGAUUUGGACCGCGUUUUACGUCUGAGGAAACAACUGGAAAAGCUCUACCACGAUGCAGUUAUUGCUGACGUUGAGUACGCAUUUCGCCACAACCUAGAACACUGUAUGUGGAAGAUGGCGUUCUAUCAGCCGGUUGAGUUGCUGCGUUUCCUCGCAUCGUCGUCAUCCAGCCAAGCUGAUCGGUGUCAAAGCUUGCUACUGCACCUGCUUGAGGAUGCACCUCAGUUCUAUGAAAACUUCAUCAACGAGUAUGAGCAGAGAUACGGAUUUUUUUUGACAGAUUAUUUCCGCCACAUCGACGAAGAUUUAAGUAAGCCUCUUAAGCCAGUAAUAAAGUCAUCGGUUCGCCAAGUUAAACUGGCGCUUCACUCAAGCCAACGCUUCCUUAUCGCUCUUGGUGAUCUUGCGAGGUAUCGUGAACAGUUCAAUUCACCGUCGAAUUUUGGAAAGUCUAGAAGCUGGUACAUAAAAGCGGUACAGCUUGCCCCACAUAACGGUCGUCCGUAUAAUCAGUUGGCUUUGUUAGCAGUCUACACGGUGGACAACUGUGAAGAACUGAUGAGGGCGGAAUUCGAAUAUCAGCGUCUUAACUGUAAGGGCUCGUUUGAAAACGUCGAAAGACGGCGUCGGGCAUGCCGAGAGAUUUGGAUCAGUCCCGAUGGUGUGAAGUCGAGCGAAAUACAGGACGAGGUCAGCAUCCCUUCUGAAACGGAAUUGUUGACAAAGCCAAGUACGCCUGAGCUUUUCAGGCGAUGUGUUAUGUAUUUUCUUUAUCUGACGGGAAUGCUGUAUACAAAAAUUGGCAUGGAAAAGUUCGAAACGUUCGCAGUGAAAAUGUUGGUUCAGUUUCAGGAGCUGUUGGAAAGGGAUGAUAACCCGACGUCGGCGCUCAGCCUUAUACAAAUUAUCAUGAUAUCGUUAUUUAUCGUGCACCAUACGUCGAUCAAAGAAGUUGACAAUGACAUCUGUUUUGUUUUGCAACACAACGCGGUACAGUUGAGCCUGAGCAUUUUCGGCAUAAUUUUGAAGAGAGUGAAGGACAUGUUGUCGUCAGAUGAACUUGCGCAACCGUCGAAAGAACUGCACUUAUUCCUGCCGUCUCUGCACAUAUUUUGCCAAUGGAUGGCUACUCCAGCAACCUACAAGUUGUACUCGAGCUUAGUUAGCUUGGAUGGCGUCGAAACUGAAAGGUUUUCCCUUGAUAUCUGGUCGACGUUUGCUGAUGUCUGUAACUUUCUGGAAAGUUCCAGAGAUAAAGGAAUUUUCAAAAUUUGUUUACAAGAUAAAAAUGACGAUGGCAAUGACGAAAUCGUUUUGCCAGAAGACUUUUACUGUAGCGCAUUUUUCGACGUUUUCGAGUCAAUGCCUGUCACUCGUUUCGUGGACAAAGACAUGGAACUAGAGGAAGAUGAUUCUCAAGAUGGAGAAAAGAUCAGAGUCAGCGACUUGGUUAAUGACGUUCCUUUAUCUGACGAUGCACGGCUUCUGCGCAUGUAUCAACGAAGUUCAGAGGCAAAGCAGGCAGUUCUCGAAUCAGAAAAGUGCCAGAUUGAACUAGAGAUUUGUCCUUCUUACGUCGUUCUCGAUACCAAUGCAUUUAUCUAUCAUCUGGCUUUAAUUAAAAAGUUGAUAGAAGCAAAAAAAUUCGUUGUCGUCAUUCCGUUAGUCGUUCUCAGCGAAUUAGACGGAUUAUGUCGAAGCCAGGAAGACGAAACGGUGGCGUCAAACUCUCGAGCGUCUCUGAACUACCUGUAUGAUGCAUCUGAUAAAGGAACCAAGUUUCUGAAGGCGAUUACGAGCCAAGGGAAUCUGCUGGAUAACUUUCGAAACUCUCACGAAAUGAUUCUUUCUAAGGAUUGUAACGACGACAAAAUUCUAAAGUGUUGCCUCACUUUUUGUGACGAUGAAAAGAAGACGGAAAUCAGAAACUUGAAAGUCAUUUACGUCCGGGGCGGCGACUUGCAGAAGCGUAUGGCGCUUUGUCGGCUUUCGUUGGGAUGCGCGAGAAAGCAGCAGACCGAAUUGUCCGAGACUAACUGUGGUGCAUUAUCACGAACGAUGAUGGUAAGCUCUGAGGUAAUUGCUCCAGAAGAUUCAGAACAGCAUUUGCAAGUGAAGUUUCUUUCGCGCGGCAGCUUGGUUGUCCCUCAGACCGUAUUUUCUUGUCCCGGCAGCGCAGAUGCAGAUCGACUGAAUGACCUCGUUAACAAAAUAUUGAAAGAUUCUGAUGAAUGUUUUGUGGAAGAAAAAUUUGACUUUUUGGUUAGCGGUAUUUUGUUACGACAGUCGUUGAACGAACUCGUCGAAGAGCAUGAUCUUUCGAGGGAAAAUACUAUCGAGAUCGAAUGCGUUCGUCAUGAACCACCGCCAGUGCCAAAGUACAGUUUGCCGCACGACGACUGGGUCGGCGGUGUGUGGCAUAGCGGAAAUCAGUGUGCUUAUAUUUUUCUGUCUGUGUUUAUGUCACUACAUAGGUUUUCUUUUAGCAUCGUUUCUGGUUGCUAUGACAGUUCAGUAAAUGUCUGGUCAAAAGUUGGCAAGCAUCUGGCGAAGUCAUUCGAACACGUUUCCGCCGUCAAGUGUGUGGCAAAGUUGCACAGUAACGAUGGUGAGCUUCGUUGGGUGACAGGAUCAAACGACCAGACGGUACGAGUAUGGAAAUAUGACGUCAUUAACAGCUGCAUCGACUGUCUGUUGAUUGGUCGGGGCCAUGAACGCAGUGUUGAAAGUGUGGGCUGCAGUUAUGAUGGUACACGAAUCGCAAGUGGAAGCUUCGAUGCUCUUCUAAAAAUCUGGAACACCGAUCCAAGUGACGUAACCACUUACCAGGAAAUCAAAGAUCCCGUCAAGAAACAAAGAAAGACUGAUAAAGAAGCGCCUGCUACCAAAUUACUAAAGCAUUGCUGGGCGCUGCUCCACAUAUUUCUAAAUGCGCGACAUUUGUCAUUUUUUCAGACUCCGAUGGUGACCCUAUCAAGUCAUCGCGAGGCUAUAACUGGCAUUUGUUGGUCUGGACGAAACGAAGUAAUAACCGCAAGUUGGGAUCACAGGAUUUUUAUUUGGGAUCUUGAAAUGGCUGGUGUUAAAGAUAGCCUUGCUGGAACAAAAGCCUUUACUUCCAUCGAUUAUUCCGAUUUAAGUAAUUUACUGAUCUCAAGUUCAGCCGACAAGUACGUACGUUUAUGGGAUCCUCGAAGCAAAGAAGGAAACCUGGUGAAGUGCACGUUUUCGUCUCACAAAUCAUGGGUGACUCAGGUGCGCUGGAACCAAACGAAUUCCAACUUGUUUUUGUCCGCUUCUUACGACAACCUUCUCAAAAUGUGGGACAUUCGAAGCCCCAAACUUUGUCUUUAUGACCUCAGUGGGCACAAAGAUCGACUACUGUGUUGUGACUGGUCGUGCAAGGAUUACGUUUUAAGCGGCGGUGUUGACUGUACUGUCAAAGUUUAUAGUACUGAGGGUUCCAAAAUAAAUCCAUGA